Messenger RNA from Aspergillus welwitschiae, 1395 nucleotides. RefSeq names its product SDR family oxidoreductase. Gene Ontology annotation, cellular component: intracellular anatomical structure. The transcript is spliced from 5 exons. Lineage: Eukaryota; Fungi; Ascomycota; Eurotiomycetes; Eurotiales; Aspergillaceae. The record is from RefSeq and is a predicted model, not a curated record. Bases 169 to 927 code for a protein of 252 amino acids. Gene Ontology annotation, molecular function: oxidoreductase activity, acting on NAD(P)H, oxygen as acceptor.
GGAAUUGCCGGCAAGCACCCCACGUUCCCCUCAUUACAUCACCCGCCAAAGCCGGCGAUAACUCAAACUUAUUCCCCUCUUCGUACACUUCAGCCACUAUCAUUGUGCAACCAGAUCAUAUAGUACCACAACCCUGUCCUACCAUCUCCGCCGUACCAUCAAAGCAUAAUGUCCAAGACCAUCAUCGUUACCGGUGCCUCAAGAGGAAUCGGCCUCGCCAUCACGAAAUACCUCCUCACGGCGCCCCAAUCCCACAAUGUUGUCGUGAUCGCCCGCAGCCGUGAACCCCUCGAGAAGCUUAAGGAGCAAUACAGCAAGCAAGUCGAGGUGCUCAAUGGCGACCUGGCUGACUUCUCCAUCGGUCAGAAGGCCGUGGACCUGGCUCUCAGGUCCUUCGGUCGUCUGGACGGCAUGGUCCUCAACCACGGCAUGCUUGGACAAGUAGGCAAGGUCAAGGACGCGGAUUUCGAGCAGUGGAAGCACGGAUUCGACGUGAACUUUAUCAGUCUUGUUGCUUUUAUCAAAGCCGGUCUUCCCGCCCUCCGUGAAUCCAAGGGAAAAAUCAUCUUCACUUCGUCGGGUGCUGCCGUCUCUGCCUACAGGGGCUGGGCUCUCUACGGUGCGACGAAGGCGGCCAUGAACCAUCUCGCCUUGAGCCUGGGAGAGGAAGAACCCGAGGUUACUACAAUUUCGAUCAGGCCUGGCAUGGUUGACACCGAGAUGCAGCGGGAGCUACGCGAGGACCAUGCUACGACCUUGGAGCCGCAGAUGCAUGCCAAGUUUACGACGGUCCACAAGGAGGGCAAGCUCCUCAAGCCAGAGCAGCCGGGUCAUGUUAUGGCCAAGCUGGUUUUGGACGCUCCUAACGAGCUUACUGGGAAGUUCUUCACGUGGAACGACAAGGCUCUGGAGGCAUUCCAGGCGUAGAUUACAACUAGAUGAUUCUUAUGAAGACAGUCAGUAUAUACCGUCAACAAGACUCAAUAUAGAACGUAUUGCAAGAUAGAAUACAUAAUCAGCCGAAAGAUGAAAAGCAGGUUACAUUUCGGAAGCAUUAGGCGUUAACCUUCAUACUUAGCAUGGAAUGUAAUGUGAUCAUCAUGUAAACAAUUGUGGACGCAUAGAAAAAAAUUAUCACGCAUACCUUACGGAUAUCGAAGUGAGGUAUUGUGUGGUCGCGUAAAUUUGUUGUUUGAAAGAUUGCACCUGGAUUCAUUGAAGUUAGUUCCUUGAAGAAUUUCAAGAAUUGAGCAAGCAAAACAUGAAAAGUGAAGCCAUUUUUCACUUUCUGUUGUGCGAAGAGCACUGCAUGAGUGAAGAAAUCAUGAACCGAAAAAAAGCUGUGAACCGAGAUUAAAAACCCCAGAGGCGGUAUGUUUCUGCCGGGCGGUUCUU